This is a messenger RNA of Colletotrichum tamarilloi, 1164 nucleotides long. RefSeq lists its product as uncharacterized. The record is from RefSeq and is a predicted model, not a curated record. Lineage: Eukaryota; Fungi; Ascomycota; Sordariomycetes; Glomerellales; Glomerellaceae. The transcript has 3 exons. The coding region runs from base 1 to 1164 and encodes 387 amino acids.
AUGGUUCUACACCGCCAACAAGCUCAGUUCGACCGGUCAAGAUGGCGCAUGGCGCUGCUUGUGCCUCUUUGGAUCCUUCAGUUGCUAGUCUUCCUCGUCGUCAUCGCUCUCUUCUCUUGGCGCCUAUCGGAUACUCUUAGGAACUGGGAAACCGAGGAGGAAACAAAAGGGAUGUUUCCCAUGGUAGAGGUCGUUUGGGAAUCUGUCAACAUCGCCUUCUCCCUCGUCUGCCUAUUUUCCACGUGUUACGAAAUCUCAAAGCUCGCCGCCGAGACCCUGACGCCAUGGACCAUGCUUUUUACCCACAUUUUGAAGAUCGUCUGCUCCCUGGCCGUUCUGGCUCUCGAUGUUGUGGUAUUCGUGCAGAGAAAGGACAGCCACUACUCAGUUGUUGGUCUCGGCUUGGAUUGUUUUCUUCUAAUUCUCGUCGCCAUACCAGGCGUUUACUCGAUCCAGACGUACCGCCGACUCGUCAAGUACGACGAUUAUCACUACCCCGUAAACCACAAGCCCUACGGCUUCAACGACCUCGAAGGCGAGACCUCCUACAAUGGUCGCCUUUCCAUCGGCGGCCUUAGCCUUGCAGACCGUUCCCUCCGCCGGAUAUCCACAUCCUCAACAAAGUCAUCGAUUCAGAAGCAUGAAACACAACAGACGGCACAGCAACAGCAGCAGCAGGAAUCCGAAGCGACAUCCCUACAGCGCAGACCCUCACAGUAUAACAACGAAAGAGACACGCAGUUCGAUAGGUACAUGGUCGAACGCGCCAUGAACAACGAGUUUGGGUGGGCGAACAACAGCAGCAGCCCCGGCGCGGAUCCCCUUGGCCGCAGUGACAGCUACGUCGCCAGCGGAUCCAUGUCGAACGGAAAGGUCGUUACGCGGGAGAGCAUGGGACGCGCGCCGAGCUGGGGCAGCUCGCAUGUUCUCGUCGCCGUGCCGGAGAUGGACGAGGAGGAGGCGGUGCAUGGUCGUGGGGGGGAUAGGCAGGCGCUUCUUGGACACCGGAGGCAGGACAGCGACGAUAGUGUUGUCGGACCGAGCAGCCCACCGAUUUUGUCGGCUAUGCCGCCGCCACCGAGGAUCGAGAUCGAGGAGUCGGAUAUUGUUGGCGGCGGUGCUGGGGAGAACACUUGGGAGCGGAAGCGCAAGAGGAGCCAGUGA